Molecule: messenger RNA, 1719 nt
Organism: Fusarium pseudograminearum CS3096
Lineage: Eukaryota; Fungi; Ascomycota; Sordariomycetes; Hypocreales; Nectriaceae
Exons: 1
Coding region: 1-1719 (572 amino acids)
Molecular function (GO): FAD binding; oxidoreductase activity
Source: RefSeq, a predicted model, not a curated record
AUGUUCAAAAUUAAAGACUUUACCGGGAUGCAAUACUCCCGCGAUGGCCCAUCCAUUGGCAAACACGACUAUGAGUACUUCAAUGAACAGUAUGCCACCUCAUCCCACCAGGUGGACCAUGACAUGAAUCCUGCCCUCAUCGUCCAGCCAAAGGAAGACAAUGAUGUUGUCAAAGCUGUUCAAUGGGCAAAGGACAACAAAGUAUCUGUCGCUGUCAAGAGCGGCGGCCACCAGUACAGCGGUGCUUCAUCCACUGGCGGCAAGAACAUCCAGAUUGACCUUUCCAACACGUACAAGGACAUGAUGGUUAUUGAUGCCCCUGGCAUUCCCGAAGACAGAGCUUUGGUGUACAUCGGUGUAAGCAACCGGUUGCAAGACUUCAAUGCUUACCUUCGACACAACGACUUGUUCGUCCCGCAUGGACAAUGCGCCUAUGUAUGCACCGGUGGACAUGGUCAGACCGGAGGCUAUGGUCAACUCGGACGCAGCUUCGGUCUCCUUGGUGACCAUAUCAUCAGCAUCCGUAUGGUUGAUCACAGCGGCUCUAUCCAAGAAGUCACCAAAAAGAGUGACUCUGAGCUGUUUUACGCUAUACUAGGAGGAAGUCCUGGUAACUUCGGCAUCAUCACCCAUUAUACUAUCGAAGUGUACCGUGGUGCAAGCUACAUGGGCACUGUCGCUGGACCCAAUAACUUCAAGGGUCCUCAUGGUCUGAAGGGCUUGUGGCUCUAUGAGCCCAAGGUCCUUUCUCGUCUUCUCGGUACCAUUGCCAAGAUGUCCGACGAAGGUACAGCACCUCGUGGGUAUGAUCUAUGCUGCAGUGUUCUCAGCACAGAAUUCCCCAUCACUAUGCUGUUCCCUUCGAUGCAGGAUGACACUAUUUGGCAAAAGGUUCAAAACAAGAUCAAGAACGCCCUCAGCCAAGAGGUUCUCAACCUUCUCAACGGUAGCUUUCCUGCAGUCAUUGUUCUUUACGCCCAGUGGUGUCCCAUCAACAAGACCGACAAGUAUGACGCUACCGUGGACAAGUGGUUUCAGCAGUUCCGUGACUUCCAGAAAGACUGGAAGAACCACACUCUUCGUAUUGAGGAAUUCGAUGAGAGUAUGGCUAAACUUACUGGAAAGUGGAUCUUCCCCAAGGCAAGAGAGUUCGAUCUUCCUUAUGUCAAGCGCACAUACGCGACCAAGUCGCAGACACUCCAAAAGGACGGAUGGGUUGAUGCCACUGUCAAGCGCUUGGAUCUGAUCUUCAAUCCCCAGCAGAAGCUCGGGAACGACAAGUCUGACAAGGAAGGGGAAGUCUACGAUCAUUGUAAGCUCUCUGUUCAAAUCCAAUGUUUCGGAGGCCAGAACUCCCGCUUCUUCACCAACAAGGACAACGGCACCUCGUACAGUUGGAGAGACUCGACUGUCUUGCAGACCCUCGACUGUUUCCAUGACCCCGGUGAUCAGUACAGGCAAUAUGCGAUCAACUGGCAGGCUAAGAAUGACUCGAUCAUGAUCGGACCCAACAGUCCCUUCAGCAAGAAGGACAGACGUGUGCUCUGGGGCUCAUGGGGUGAUUGGGAUAUGAGCAAGCCUGAGAUCUGGCAGGCAUACUAUGAGGACGCAGACAAGUACAAGAGGCUGGGCAAAACGAGAGCGAGGGCUGACCCUGAUGGAACUUUUACUGCGAACCCGUUUGCUGUCACUGCGGUGAAGGACGGAGCUAAAUUGUAA